This is a messenger RNA of Andrographis paniculata, 1101 nucleotides long. RefSeq lists its product as uncharacterized. NCBI's taxonomy places the organism in Eukaryota, Viridiplantae, Streptophyta, Magnoliopsida, Lamiales, Acanthaceae. The transcript has 5 exons. Bases 332 to 826 code for a protein of 164 amino acids. The record is from RefSeq and is a predicted model, not a curated record.
CAAGUUCCAUGAUUUUAUUAUUCGCUUUGUACGACACAGCUGCUAGAAAUUUCCAGAAUGCGGGAGACGUCCUCGUCUUCACCAGUCGCCGCCAUGGACACCUUUUUAAAGCUUGUGGUUCUUUCUGUUAUCCGCCGGACCCACAUAUGUGCAUUAACCGCCUUUCCUUCACAGCCUCCUUUCAAUUACGUGCCUAUAUAAAUAUACACUUUCCGCAACUAUUUCUUAUGUAUUCAUGUUGUUGGAGGAAGAAGGGGAUUGAUCGCCGUUGUUGAUUUCUAGGAGGUUCGGUUACUUUUAAUCUGUGAGGAGUUGUGUUUGGGGAUUGGUGAUGGCUUGCGGUGGAGGAGGAUUGACUUCUUAUUAUCGGGUUCUUGGCGUCGAUACCGAUGCUUGUGAUGAGGAAAUUCGCCGCGCCUACCGCAGGCUUGCGAUGCAAUGGCAUCCGGAUAAGUGGAUCAGAACUCCUUCUCUUCUUGGGGAGGCCAAACAGAGAUUUCAGCAAAUCCAAGAAGCGUAUUCAGUAUUGUCAGAUAGGAGAAAGAGGACGCUGUAUGAUGCAGGGCUCUAUGAACUCUAUAACGACGAUGAAGAAGACGAAGUAGAGGGUUUCUCUGAUUUUCUCCAAGAAAUGGUGACUUUAAUGAACGACGCUAAGAGAGAGGAAAACAACUGUAGCAUUGAAGAUCUGCAAAGAAUGUUUUGGGAUAUGGCUCGGGGCUUUGAUCUACCUCAGUGGAACCAACCCAUACAGCAGCCUGCAUUUGAGCCUCAAUGGUUCUAUGGAUGGAACUGGUACUGUUCAUCUACAGCCUCCAACAAUUAGGGGAAUUCCUGAGCUGAACAAAUCCAGUUAUGCACUUCUCGUUGUUGAUGGUGAGCAGAAAGAAGAGAGAAAAGGGUUGAUUCUUUAAUUCUUUCAAGACCAGCAACAAAUACGACAAAGUGAAUGAGCUAUGUUUAUGGUGAUGAUGAUGAUGUUCGGCAUCUUGUAAGUCUUCAAAAACUAGAGAAACUACUGUUUCUUGGAUUAGUUGAACAAGUGGAAAGUUUUCAAUGAAAAAUAAGAUCUAAUGGAAAAUUUUGAAAAUAUCUCUUGAA